This is a messenger RNA of Thecamonas trahens ATCC 50062, 3272 nucleotides long. RefSeq lists its product as uncharacterized. Gene Ontology annotation, biological process: retrograde transport, endosome to Golgi. The coding region runs from base 1 to 3228 and encodes 1075 amino acids. Lineage: Eukaryota; Apusomonadida; Apusomonadidae. The record is from RefSeq and is a predicted model, not a curated record. The transcript has a single exon. Gene Ontology annotation, molecular function: protein binding; phosphatidylinositol binding.
AUGCCAUGGGGACAGCAGGCGCAGCAGGCGCAGCAGGCGCAGCAGGCGCAGCAGGCGCAGCAGGCGCAGCCGGCAAACCAAAACGGACUCGCAAUGUUUAGUGCAGCGGCUGGAACUGGAGCGGCUGCUGGUGGAGCAAGUGGCGGUUUUGCUGGCUUUGAACCGGCAGCUGGUCUCCCGGCAUCACAGCCGGUUCAGGGCGGGGCCAGUGGCUUUGCCAACUUUGCGGUGUUUGGCGGAGAUCAGCAAGCUCAGCUCGGCGGAGGGCAGCAGGCUCGGCCGGGUAGCGGGCAGCAAGCAGCAGGUUUUGAGGCUGUGUUUGGCAGCGCGAGCGCGGCACAGCCUGAUCAGGGCGGCUUUGGUGCCACGUUUGGCACCAGCCAGCCGCCUGCUACCCAUGGCGGAUUUGCUGCCUUUGGCGGAGCCCCGGCGGAGACUGUGGCUCCGGCCCAAGCUGCGGCUCCAGCCCAGGACAAGUACGCUGUGUUCGCCGCGGCCUCGGGCCCAGGCUCCGGCAUCGCCACCCAGGCCGCUGCGUUUCCAGCAUUCGACGAAGCGGCAGCCGCACCCGCAUCACUGGCCAAUGACACACCAGCCCCGGUGGAGACUGCGGCUCCGGCCCAAGCUGCGGCUCCAGCCCAGGACAAGUACGCUGUGUUCGCCGUGGCCUCGGGCCCAGGCUCCGGCAUCGCCACCCAGGCUGCUGCGUUCCCAGCAUUCGACGAAGCGGCAGCCGCGCCUGCGCAGUCGAACAACGCGUUUGCAACGUUUGGGGCACCAGCCAGCGAGCCGUUUGCAGUCUUUGGCUCCAGCGAGGCAAAGCCCGGCCCCAGCCCUAAUCCGAGCCCGAGCCCGAGCCCAGGCUCUGUAUUUCCAGUGUUUGGCGAGCCGACUACGGGUGGUGAUCUGCUUGCCAAGUCGAAGCUGGCGGCAGGCGCGGCAGCCGAGCCGAACCCCGCGCCGGCGGCAGCAUCCGGCGCGUCCAAGCCAGCGGUCGCGCCGGCAGGCUUUGACACCUUUGGCACGCCGGCUGCAACCAACAACACCGACUUGUUUGCCGGCAUGAGUGCACCGGCAUCGAACGCAUCCGACGCGUCCAAGCCAGCGGUCGCGCCGGCAGGCUUUGACACCUUUGGCACGCCGGCUGCAACCAACAACACCGACUUGUUUGCCGGCAUGAGUGCACCGGCAUCGAACGCAUCCGACGCGUCCAAGCCAGCGGUCGCGCCGGCAGGCUUUGACACCUUUGGCACGCCGGCUGCUACCAACAACACCGACUUGUUUGCCGGCAUAAGUGCACCGGCAUCGAACGCAUCCGACACGCCCAAGCCAGCAGUCGCGCCGGCAGGCUUUGACACCUUUGGCACGCCGGCUGCAACCAACAACACCGACUUGUUUGCCGGCAUGAGUGCACCGGCAUCGAACGCAUCCGACACGCCCAAGCCAGCAGUCGCGCCGGCAGGCUUUGACGUCUUCGGCGCGCCAUCGACAGCCGGCGCCGGUAUCGUUGAAGGGGCCGAAUCACCGGCGAUUGCGACGCCCGAGACACCGACUCCUACCGCAAGCAGCGCCAAGUCCGCGCCGUUUGACCUUGCAUCUGCAUUUGGUUCCGGCGGGGCGGCAACGCCGGCGUCGACCAUGUCAGACGCAUCGUCCAACCCGUUUGGCAACGACUCGGCUGCAUCGCUUUUUGCCGGAACCACCAUGGCCGGGUGGGACUCGCUCUUUGCGCAGUACACCGACUCACCGGCGGGCAUGUCGGCCAAGAGGGCGGUGGCGGUGUUCAAAAAGUCGAACUUGCCCAAGUCCGUCCUCCGUCAGGUGUGGGACCUGGCCGCCGAAGGCUCGGCGACCCUCACUCGAUCGGCGUUCAUCACCGGAGCCAAGCUUGUGGCGCUGGUUCAGCAGCACGGCCCACCGGCUUCGCUGGAGCGGCUUGAGACGCUCUCCAGCACGCUGGAGUGGCCGUCGUUUGACUCGAGCUUCGAGUAUCACGACGACGCCGGGUCGAGCUCGGGCACGCGGUCGCGGGCCUCGUCGUCGGCAACCGCGCCCGCCGGAGGCGGGACGUCGUCGCGUGCUGCGCGGAUCCAGCAACUCCCGGCUGACUUUGAGUGCUGGCGGGCGGUGAUAGCCAAGGACGUUACCCGCAAGGGCAACAUCUUUGUCAAGCACACCGAGUACACGGUCCAGGUCACCGCUGGCUCGGAGCUGUCUGUGGUGAAGCGGCGGUACUCGGACUUUCAGUGGCUCGCCGACGUCCUCUCCGAGGUCUAUCCGUUCCGGCUCGUCCCGGCACUCCCGCCCAAGAAGCCAGUCAAGAAGCUGACCGACGAGGACUUUGCCGAGUUCCGCCGCCUCGGCCUCAAUGAGUUUGUCAACAACGUGCUCUCGCGGCCGGUCUUCUACCAAAAGCCCGAAAUCCUUGUCGCCUUUUUCCAGGAGGAGGGCAAGGGCUUUGAGCGCGCCAAGAAGGAGCUGCGCAAGGCACAGCCCGAGACCGAGCUCGAAUUUCACGUCCAUUCCCAGGAUGCCGGCGAGCUCCUCCGCGCCGGCAUCGACGCCUACCUCGAAGCUGUCCACGCCGAAGUCAAGUCGACAGCGCUUGCCGUCAGCGAGAUCGCUGACUUUUGCAUGGACGCCGCCGUCGCCCACUCGGCCUACACCGAGGCCAUCUCAGGGCUCGGCACCGCUAUGACCCGCCGCGCAGGCGACGAGUCCGGCAUCGCGUCGUGGUCUUCGACCGACUCCUCGUUUGCCAUCCAGGCCGAGGACAUGGUCAAGCUCGGCGAGGGCAUGGUCGGCGUCGCCGACAAGGUCCUCUCCUCCACCUCGAGCAAGCUUGUAUCGCGUGUUCUCAUCCGCGUCUGGAUGCACGCCCGGCGCGCCGAGGCCUUCUCCGCCCUCUUUGACACCGCCGCCAAGGAGUCCAAGUCACUCGCUUCGCAAGAGAAGAAGCUCCGCUCGACCGAGGCCAAGGUCCAGAAGCUCCGCCGCGGCGGCAAGACUGAUGGUGUCGAUCGCGCCGAGGAGGCCCGCGUCGCGGAGAACCGCGCCGUGGCCCAGGCACGCCGUUCCUUUGCCUUUGUCAACUAUUGCCUCGACAAGGAGGCCGAGUACUUUCGCUCCAAGCAGGUCAACGAGAUCUCGUCGUUCAUCGACAAGUUUGUCCUUAUCAACCGCGAGCACUCGGCCGCCAUGCUCAAUGCCUGGAACGCCAUGCUGUAGACCUGGGACACGUCUCAAGCCCUUUAAACCGCUGCGAGCACCAC